Effrenium voratum is the source of this 2562-nucleotide messenger RNA. The record is from the annotation of a GenBank genome assembly. Lineage: Eukaryota; Dinophyceae; Suessiales; Symbiodiniaceae.
ACUGAACAGCCAAAGCAAGUUUGCCAUGGUGGGCGCUCUUCCGCCCAAGGAGCAUGUCGUCACCCGCGUGCCAGCUUGGGAACAGGCCGAGGAGCUGGUGGCCCUCGACCGGCUGCGGUUCCAACACCUGCAGCGGGUCUUCCGGGGCCACAGGCAGCGAGUGGAGAACGCGGAGUCCCACUACGACGUGGAGGAGGUCGAAAGGCAGACGGACAUCCUGCACGCCCGAUCAGAGGCCAUGCGACUCUCGCGUGCCAAGCGCAGUAGAGAGGCGGACAACAGCCUGAAGCGCGACAACCAGCGCUUGGUAGAGCGCCUCUGCGUGGUGAUGAGGGAGUCCGAGGGUCGGCAGCGGCAGGUGGCCGUGCCAAAGCCGCCCGGCACGGCGCCCGCAGGUUCAUUGAAUCUGAGCUUCCGCCGAAAGGCGGCGAGGCGCAUUGACCAGGACAACAAAGUUCUUCUGGACCGGCUAAUUCGCAUUGGUCCCACUGUGAACACUCGCUCAGAGCUCGAGUCGCGCUACCAGGUGUACACGCAGCUGGUGCAGAGGCAUUCCAGACUGCGACGUCCCUUGGAGAAGGCGGAGGUGUUCAGGAUUUCUCCACCUGGGCAGUCCCAGCGCAGUCGAAAGCCGAAGGAGGCGAGACCGCGAGGGCAAAGCUCUGGAAGCGGUUCCAGAGAGGAGCCUGCGAACACAGCGGAGGCUUCGACGCCAGAGCCGCUCCACAGCGCAAAGCAGGCAGCUCACAAGGAGCUCCAAGAAGUGAGUCAGCAUGUCUUGCAGAAGAUGCAGAACGAAGCUGAAGCGAGCGAAGGAGCUGAGCUGACCGAGGACGCGAGGGCAAGCCCAAAGCCUGAGACGCCAGAGCCAGUGCGGCAUGCGAAGCAGGCAGCGCGGAAAGAGCUGGAGAGGGUGAAUAAGUACGUGCUCGACAAGAUGAACCAAGGAACUGAGGAGACUGAGAGGUCCAGAUCGGACUUCGAAGAGGAGGUGUCCAAAGAGCUCCUAGAGCACGCAAAUAGACAGACUGAAGAAAGCCAGGACGACUACGACGCGGACUACGAGGCGGAGACGGACUACAGCGACGUCUUCGAAGCGGAGGCCUCCGGUAGCGAGGCGCCGACCUCGCCGGCCAAGUCCCCGGCAAAGGCUGCGGCGCGGAACCGCGCGGCCUCCAGCGCCUCGGCGGCCUCGGCGGCCUCCCGCGCCUCCGGCUCGCUGAGGCCCGAGGAUCGGGCAGGAUCAACUCUGGAAGAGGGCUCCGAGCCAGACCGGACGCUGGAGGAGUUCGAAGACGCCAGCGACUCGCCGGACUCGCCGGGCUCUGACUUGCCUCCCGAGAGUGAGGGAUCCGAGCAGUUUGAGAACGAGUCGGCGCCAGAUGUCGAGAACGCCAGCGACUCUGCGCCCCCGGACGUGGAGAACGCCAGUGAGUCGCUCCCGGAGUUCGAGAAUGCCGAGAAUGCCGAGACACCCCCCGCAAACGCGGGGGAGCAAGAGCCAGUGCUCGAGAACAGCGAGCCCCCGGAGUUUGAGAAUGGCAGCGAGUCAAUUCCACCUGAGCCGAGAGGGUCCACCCCGCGAGACUUUGAGGAUGCAAGUGAGCCAUCCGAAUCAGCCGUGAAGACGAUCAGACAGCCGAGUGAUCCUUAUCCCCCCGAAUUUGAGAAUGCAAAUGACUCAUUUUUGCUUGAAGGGGCUGGGGCAUCUCAGGAGUUGGGGGAUAAGUCUCCCUCAGCAGUGAAGACGAUCAAGCCGGCUGUGGAGGAGGACGUGGGUCAGCCCACGGUGAAGCUCCAAACCGAGCCCCGGGCCCCCUCCGCCACUGGCUCCGCCACCGGCUCCGCCACGGGCUCCGCGUCCGGGCGCUCGGGGAACCCGACGCCGCCGCUGCCGGAGACGGCGACCUCGGGCCUGGGCUCGGUUCUGGGCUCCACGCCGGCGGUGACCCGCGGCUGGUCCGAGGAGUUUGAGGGCGAGAGCGACCGCUCGCCGCUGGCCAUGGAGCGCCAGCCCGGCAAAAACGACGAGGAGGAGGAGGCGGAGGUCAGAGGGGUCCGGGGAGUGAACCGCUUCCAGCCGGAGUUUGAGGACCUGGACGUGCCUUUGGACGACCAUCGGGACGACCGGGACGACCGGGACCGCCAGGAUGGGCGCCAGGAUGAGCGCCAGGACCGGCAGGAGCGCCAGGGUGAGCGCCAGGGUGAGCGCCAGGAGCGCCAGGACCGCCAGGAUCGGAACUUCCUCAGCCCGGAUGGGCUGGUCGAGCCGACCAGGACAGUCAGCCCACUUCUCGCCAGCUAUGACGACGAGAACAUUUUUGAGGACGACUCGGGAGAGUCGCUGAACUUUAACGGGACCUGAUUGAGUGUCUGCCAUCGGACCUAUGUGGUUGAAUUGGCUCAGCGUUGGCCAAAGCAUGGGGAGCUUAACCCACUGCCAACCGAGAGCUCGCGGGAACGCUUUGGGCUAAAUGGAGCCUGAGGGCGCACUUCCGACUCCUUUCCCAGAUCUGUUUUUCACAUGCAUGGUCAAAAGACCCCCGUUUCUGCUUGCUAGGG